Daphnia magna is the source of this 5367-nucleotide messenger RNA. RefSeq lists its product as uncharacterized. Gene Ontology annotation, biological process: regulation of transcription by RNA polymerase II. Lineage: Eukaryota; Metazoa; Arthropoda; Branchiopoda; Diplostraca; Daphniidae. Gene Ontology annotation, cellular component: nucleus. Gene Ontology annotation, molecular function: DNA-binding transcription activator activity, RNA polymerase II-specific; RNA polymerase II cis-regulatory region sequence-specific DNA binding. The record is from RefSeq and is a predicted model, not a curated record. Bases 879 to 4580 code for a protein of 1233 amino acids. The transcript is spliced from 15 exons.
AAAAGUUUCGCUUAGACGAAGGUCUGCCGUGCAUUUAUCCCUUCCCGUUUGCGCGGGUCUGCUGGCCUCGAUAAGUCACACGGUCCAACUUGAUCUUUUCUGUCUUUUUUCCGCCAACAUUACAGUUUCACUGCUCAUCGUUGCAUGCUCGACCAGAAACGAUUAUCUCUUGGCCAGCAGUCGAUAAGGAUUUUUUUUUUCGGGGGUGACAUCCAGCAGAAAUUCCUGCAUUCGUUUUCCUCCCCCUUUUUUAAAUAUCGCUCAAAUUGUUUGGUUUUUGCGUGCGUGUGGCGAUCGUUUUUUGCGUUGAAGAGAGGAAGAAGAAAAAAAAAAGAAAAUUUGGAGCAACACGCCGCAAGUGUGUGGCUUGAAAAUCCGGCAAAAGUGUAAAAUCCGGCCGUGAUGUGCGGUUCUUCUGCGGGACAGAGUUGCUGCGCGAUCGCCGUCGAAGGCGACGUCGACGACACGCCGGAUGUUCAGGACCCGCGGCCCGGGCUUACCACCCAACUCCGCUGGGCCGCUCCUGAAUUGCCCUUCCGUCCUGGCGUCAUCAGCUCAUCCGCCUUCGCCUCUUUCUUUCCUACUUCUUUCUGUUCUCCAUCCUAAUCGUCUUUAGCCGCUACCUUUUUUUAGCACCACUCCACCCGUUAUUGCGUCAUCAUUGUUUCGGUCGGAACGGGUGGACGUAAAGCCAGAAAUCGGAAGAAGACAAUUGCCGUAAACAAAAAAACACAAACAAACAAGGAAUGGAAAACGAAUUGAAAACUGGAAAUAAUGUGUUGUAAACAGUUGGACAAAGUGAGGACAAAGUGAAUUCUUAUUUGGUUGGUUAUUUGAAGAGAACGGGUUCAGCAACCAUCCAUUCCGCGGUCACAAUCAUGCCUCGACGUGUCUCAUCCGCAUCGAGCAGCUUGCACGCCAUGGGCUCAUCCACCGUGGCUGGUGGUGGAUCGACACACAGCAGUGGAGGAGGGGGAGGAAGCAGCAGCAGCUUGCGUGGAGGAACGCGUCCGGCCAAAGCGGCCAAUUGCAUCGCACCCGCCUCGCCCAGUCCCGAUUCUUCCAGCGAUAACGCAUCGGACAAUUCGGAUCUAUUUCAGUGGACCACCACUGGCGUAGAAAGGCACCUGGCCCGCAGCGAUAGCAGCUCUUCGGCCAUGUCGAUGACGGCCAAUUCCCGUCUGUCGCAGAACAGUAGCCAAACUGGAAGCGCGGCGUCGUUGACGGCGUCGCGUAAACGCAAACUGUUGGAACAGUUUUUGUUGCCGGAGAACGCGGCGAAUUCGGGAGGAAGCAACACCAUAUCGCUGUCAGACAUGCGUCAUAUGGGACUGGUCGGACAGGCCCGUCCUUCGGCUUCCAUCCAGCCGACGAGUCACGCCGGCGUUCCCGUCACUGCCGCCGCUCCUCCAGCGGUGGCUGUUGGAACUGGAACGGGUUCGACUUCCGCUCGGACGUUAACCUCGACGAGCAGUGCGUCGUCGGGAGGAAUCAGCUUCUCGGCCGUUUCCAAUUACGUGCCCAGCUUCUCGUUCUAUCAGUCGCGCUCGUUCGGGCCGCCUUCCUGCUCGGGUGGUGGCAGCACUGAGAGCCUGUGCAGCAGCACGGCCGACUCGGCCUGCGGCCAUCCACCCGACCUGCCAGAUGACGGAAAUUUAGCCACUCCGGCACCGCCUGUGGACGUUCACGCAUCGGACGUGAUGGAAAUUCGGAACCGCUCGGGCGCAUCUUGCCGUGAUACGCCACCGCUGCACAUGUCAGGUGAACGACAUUUUCAUGCGACGUCGAUGAACAGCCGAGUGGCCGGCUGGAGAUUGGAAGAUAUUGAUGACAACCUAGCGGCCGAUUUUGACGGUAGCCUAUCGGGCCUGGGAGUUGAUCUCAGCGUCGCAUCGUACAACAUGAGAAGUUCAAGUUUUGGUGAACAGUUUUCCCGUGAAACAAAAGAGUCUCGACAACAGCGGCGUGAAUUUGAAUUUGUUUCCCCAAAGAACGAAAGAAAGAAAGAAAUCGAAAUAGAGGAGGUGGUUCGAUUGGUUUCAAUUGUGGCUCCGAUACCUUCGCCGUACCCGCCGGUGGCCCCUAUGCCGUGCGGGCCGCCCGGUUCAUUAACGUCUUCUUUCGCAUCGUCAUCCGUCGGCGUUGGACUGGCCGGCAACAGCGCCAGCGGUACGGCAGGGCCGCUGCACCAUUACACGCCGUAUCACCACGCUCAUCACGUGGCCGAUGGUGGUGUAGGCGGUGGUGCUGCUCCCCUUUGUGGCACUUCGUCCACUCUCAAUUCGUCGUCCAAUUCCAUUUGCGCCAGCAACUCUCCGGCGCCCUACUCUUCCUCGUCGUCGCCUCAUCACUACUCCGGCCAUCCGUCGGUGGCCGUGGCAGCCGCUGCUGCCGCCGCCGCAGCCGCCGCUUACCACCACCAUCAUCACCAUCACUUCGCGUCGUCCAACACGGCCUAUCAUCCGUACUCGUAUAAUUACGGCAGCAACGGUAGUGGUGGCUGCAACAGCGCCGUCGGUUCGGCAACCACCAACGGUCAUCACCCAGCCUCGUCUGCUUGUUCCUCUUCGGCCUACGCCCACUAUCCGGCCCCUUCCUCGUCACCGUCUGCUCUCGAGUUGACGCGGCGCAAGAUGAUUUCACGGUCGAGUCCCGUGUCGUCCUCGUGGAGAUCCAAUUCGCCAUCUCCAUGGGAAAUGGAAGGUGAGGCAUUGCUGGCUCUUCCGACGUUGACCGGAUUCAAACAAGAAGCCCCGUCACCUCCCAACGGAGAGCAUGGACGAGUCGGCACAAAUCCAUCGCCUCCGCAAGCGACGGAAAGAGCUUCCAGCGAGGGUAGGACUGUGACGCAUCUGACGGGGCACGGUGGCGAUCAGAGCGGCUAUUCGCAUCCGUUCCAGCACAUGCUGCACCAACAUUCGGGCGGCUGGAGUGGCCAAGACAGUGGAGGUGGUGGUGGCGGCGGCAACGUUGGCGGAGGAACCGGACCCAUUACGGGUGGCGUUGGUACGGGCAGCGCUUCCAGCCUGACGUCCUCAUCGUCCAACGAAGGCAUGUCAUCUUCCGGCGGUCCCCAUCAACAAGGAGGCGGAGGCGGUUCGACCAUCGUCGGAACUGGCAACUACCACGGCGAAAAAUACAAAUACGAUCGACUCAACGAGACGGACGUUAAUGCCGACAACAGAUUCCAAUAUGUUUUGGCAGCUGCCACGUCCAUUGCCACCAAAGUCAACGAAGAGUCUCUGACUUAUUUGAAUCAAGGCCAACCUUAUGAAAUUAAGAUGAAGAAACUGGGCGAUCUGUCCAAUUUUCGAGGCAAAUUGCUCAGAAGCGUCGUUCGGUUGUGUUUCCACGAACGAAGAUUGCAGUACAUGGAACGCGAACAGAUUGCUGCGUGGAGAAUGUCGCGGCCGGGUGACCGCAUCGUCGAGAUAGACGUGCCCUUGUCCUACGGCAUUUACGAAGUCGUCCAGGACAAUAGCAACUUGAAUGUCGUUGAAUUUGCCUGGGAUCCUACCAAGGAAGUGGGCGUCUACAUCAAAGUCAAUUGCAUCAGCACAGAAUUCACGCCCAAGAAACACGGCGGCGAGAAAGGUGUUCCAUUCCGCAUUCAGGUGGAAACCUAUUCUCACGGCGAUGGCGAUGGCACCCCGAAGCGACUGCACGUUGCCGGUUGCCAGAUUAAAGUGUUUAAGUUGAAAGGAGCGGAUCGAAAACAUAAGCAAGACAGAGAAAAGAUUUACAAGCGACCAAUGGUCGAACAGGAAAAAUACCAACCGUCCUGCGAAUGUACAAUUUUGGCUGAAAUACCGCUCGAAUUAGUCUAUACGUCAGCAAUCGUGCCAGUAGGCACGGCAACUAGCAAUGGCAACAGCAGCCAGACGACUCAAGUGGUAGCUGUCGCAACCACUGUGGUAACCCCACCGGCUGUUUUGGCCAGUCGAACAUAUAGCCCUACCGAAUUACACAAAUCCCAAAGUUUCGCCAGUGAAGGAUGCCCGAGUGAAAGCCCUCUAGGUCACGACACAGACAACGUUGAAAGUCCUACAUCUAUGAUCGGCAGUGGUAAUAGUGCCGUUUACCAGUAUUACCUCCAGCCUCUAAGCGCCGAAGCGAGCGCUCAACAAACGGCUCAAUGGCUGCAGACCAACCGAUUCUCUGGCCAAGCCCGCACAUUUUCUCGCUUUGCUGGAGCCGACAUUCUCAGAUUAACACGUGACGACCUGAUCCAGAUUUGUGGAUUGGCCGAUGGUAUCCGACUUUUCAACGCUUUACACGCCAAAGCCUUGGCGCCGAGGCUGACCCUCUACUUGACGCAGGAUCAGAGCCAAGUGUUCCAUGCGAUUUUCCUGGAGAACUUGUCCUGCGUCGAAAUCGCCAAUAAAUUAGCCGCACUAGUGCAAUUGUCGUCCCAGCACGUCUUGGACGUUUAUAUCGAAGGACCUUGCGGAAUCCACGUUCUCGUUACUGAUGAAGUAGUUCAAAAUAUGAAAGAUGAAUCCAUGUACACUGUCGAAUUGCUACCUGAUCAAACUAGCGAUCGAUAUCGACUGCUGCUGAAAUCGACUUCACCUCAUUAGGUUUUGAAUGGAAAACCUACUCUGCAGGCAAGUUGUCAAAACAACCAACACCACAAACUAAAAAAAAAAACUUAAAAUUUUGUUUUCGCUAUUUCUUUAUCACUUUCCCCCCAAUUCUUUCUUCUGUUGUUUGAUUUUUUUUUUUUAUUUGUUAGUUGUUUCUUUUUAUUUUGCCUGAAAGUCUCCACGAAAUAUUUGCCGAGAGAUAGUUCUUGUUUCCUACGCAUUAUAGGUCCAACAGACCCUACCCCUCUCGUAAGUGCCUUUAUCAAAUGUCGUACUUGCUGAAUUUUGUCAUGAUGAUCAUGUGUGUGUUUAUUUGUUUGGCUCAUCCUUUCCACUCCUUACAGGCUCCAUUUCUUAAAACGUGUGCCCACAUGCCCACACACACACACACACACACACACAAAACAAAACAAAACACAUUUUUUUUACACAAACGCAUGUGUCAUUCCCGUUGUUCAGUAGCAAAACAAAAGGAGAAGAUAAAAAAACAAACCAUUUAACACAAUUCUCCUAUUAUCGUUCUCACCAGCACUGUUGAUUUCGUUUUUUUCUUUUCUUUUAUCAUCUUGUUUGUGUCUCACGGAGAGAGGGUUUAUCCGUAUCUUGACCAUGAUUGAUGAUAUAGUCGAAGCGGUUAAUGAUUUUUUCGUUGACUUGUAAUACUUGUCUUACUUCUCCCCCUUUAUCUUUUUUUACAAAAAACAAAUCUACUUCUUUUUUGGGUGGGUUACCAAACACAUCUUUGCAAAGUAAAUAAGAAUACAUGGCCAAGAUCUCGUUA